UGAGCCCGGAUAUUGUAUUAUUAUAAAUACAGUAUCUAAUUGUAUUCGUAGUAAUACCCAAAGGUGUGUGGCGAACCAUUUUCUCUGCCUGCCCAGGCUGUGUGCAUCCCUCCCCAACCCCAAACAGCUAUUCUUAGAGUAUCCUCUGCAUUUACAAGGCUGUGAAUCAUAUGUAUUUUCCUGGCUAAAUCCGGUUUCUUCUCUAUGUUGUUGUUAUGCCACAAUAGUUCGAUUUUCUGUUUGAAUUCUAGGACAGCUGUGGGAAGAGGCCGAGCUUGGCUGUAUCUUGCGCUCAUGCAAAAGAAACUGGCAGAUUAUCUGAAAGUACUUAUAGACAAUAAACAUCUCUUAAGUGAGUUCUAUGAGCCUGAGGCUUUAAUGAUGGAGGAAGAAGGGAUGGUGAUUGUCGGUCUGCUGGUGGGACUCAAUGUUCUCGAUGCCAAUCUCUGCCUAAAAGGAGAAGACUUGGAUUCUCAGGUUGGAGUAAUAGAUUUUUCCCUAUACCUUAAGGAUGUGCAGGAUCUUGAUGGUGGCAAGGAGCAUGAAAGAAUUACUGAUGUCCUUGAUCAAAAAAAUUAUGUGGAAGAACUUAACCGGCACUUGAGCUGCACAGUUGGGGAUCUUCAAACCAAGAUAGAUGGCUUGGAAAAGACUAAUUCAAAGCUUCAAGAAGAGCUUUCAGCUGCAACAGACCGAAUUUGUUCACUUCAAGAAGAACAGCAGCAGUUAAGAGAACAAAAUGAAUUAAUUCGAGAAAGAAGUGAAAAGAGUGUAGAGAUAACAAAACAGGAUACCAAAGUUGAGCUGGAGACUUACAAGCAAACCCGGCAAGGUCUGGAUGAAAUGUAUAGUGAUGUGUGGAAGCAGCUAAAGGAGGAGAAGAAAGUCCGGUUGGAACUGGAAAAAGAACUGGAGUUACAAAUUGGAAUGAAAACCGAAAUGGAAAUUGCAAUGAAGUUACUGGAAAAGGACACCCACGAGAAGCAGGACACGCUAGUUGCCCUCCGCCAGCAGCUGGAAGAAGUCAAAGCGAUUAAUUUACAGAUGUUUCACAAAGCUCAGAAUGCAGAGAGCAGUCUGCAACAGAAGAAUGAAGCCAUCACUUCCUUUGAGGGAAAAACCAACCAAGUGAUGUCCAGCAUGAAACAAAUGGAAGAGAGGUUGCAGCACUCAGAGCGGGCAAGGCAGGGGGCCGAGGAGCGGAGCCACAAGCUGCAGCAGGAGCUCGGCGGGAGGAUUGGCGCCCUGCAGCUGCAGCUCUCCCAGCUGCAUGAGCAAUGCUCAAGCCUAGAGAAAGAAUUGAAAUCAGAAAAAGAGCAAAGACAAGCUCUUCAGCGUGAAUUACAGCACGAGAAAGACACUUCCUCUCUACUCAGAACAGAGCUACAGCAAGUGGAAGGAUUGCAAAAGGAGUUGCAGGAGCUUCAGGACGAGAAGGCAGAGCUGCAGAAGAUCUGUGAGGAGCAGGAACAAGCCCUCCAGGAAAUGGGCCUGCACCUCAGCCAGUCCAAGCUGAAGAUGGAAGACAUAAAAGAAGUGAACCAGGCACUGAAGGGCCAUGCCUGGCUGAAAGAUGACGAAGCGACACACUGUAGGCAGUGUGAGAAGGAGUUCUCCAUUUCCCGGAGGAAGCACCACUGCCGGAACUGUGGCCACAUUUUCUGCAACACCUGCUCCAGCAACGAGCUGGCCCUGCCCUCCUACCCCAAGCCAGUGCGGGUGUGUGACAGUUGCCACACCCUGCUCCUGCAGCGCUGCUCCUCCACAGCCUCCUGAGCGUCCAUCCUUGGGAGCACAGCCUCAGAUAGUGCCAAACUCUGUGGGUCUCCAGGAGCUUGGGAAUUGUAUGCAUUCCCGAGAAUCAAAGGAAAGAAUCAAAUUCUUGCCUGGCCACUCCAGAAGAUAGCAUGCCGGAACCAGCAGCUCUCACCUUUCUGUGAUUUAUACAGAAUUAAUUCCUCUGGAUGGAAACUUCUAUCUUACUUGGUUAUAUCAUGGCUCUGGUUCAGAUAUAACUUCAUGACUUUGCUACUAUCACUUUUCAAAGAAUUUAACCUAUUUUGCAGUUCAGUUCUGCUAAGGAGUAAUCAAUUUUCCUCUCCCACUUCCCUUCUAAAAACCUGAUUGGUGCACGGUGUUUGACACACAUGGGGGGUCUUGGCAGUGUGCCUUCUCUGCUUCAGUCAAGAGAUCUGCCAUUUCAUGCCCUUGAGAAUACCUAUCAUUGGCCCUACAAUAAAAUCAUUUAUUUUUCA
Sapajus apella (tufted capuchin) is the source of this 2255-nucleotide messenger RNA. Its product is annotated as RUN and FYVE domain-containing protein 1. Gene Ontology annotation, cellular component: cytoplasm. The record is from RefSeq and is a predicted model, not a curated record. The transcript is spliced from 15 exons. Lineage: Eukaryota; Metazoa; Chordata; Mammalia; Primates; Cebidae. Gene Ontology annotation, biological process: protein transport; regulation of endocytosis. The coding region runs from base 205 to 1776 and encodes 523 amino acids. Gene Ontology annotation, molecular function: metal ion binding.